Molecule: messenger RNA, 6457 nt
Organism: Octodon degus (degu)
Lineage: Eukaryota; Metazoa; Chordata; Mammalia; Rodentia; Octodontidae
Gene: Kntc1
Product: kinetochore associated 1
Exons: 61
Coding region: 125-6439 (2104 amino acids)
Biological process (GO): mitotic sister chromatid segregation; protein localization to kinetochore involved in kinetochore assembly; mitotic spindle assembly checkpoint signaling
Cellular component (GO): RZZ complex; cytoplasm; kinetochore microtubule
Molecular function (GO): small GTPase binding
Source: RefSeq, a predicted model, not a curated record
UCCUAAAGAGAUUGCGGGCGGAUGUGAGUCCGGAAGAGGAACGAAACAAUUGUGUGUUCCCUUUUAGUUUUUGCACUUGCAGGAAAGACAGUGCCUCUGACUGAGGAAGACAGUUACCUGAGACAUGUGGAGUGAUAUUGAGCUGCUAACAAGUGAUGAUACAGGAAGUGGGUACCUAAGUAUUGAUCCAAGGAAAGAAAAUGGAGCCGCUUUGUAUCAAGUAGAUUUGCUUUUGAAGAUCUCUUCUGAAAAGGCCUCAUUAAAUCCAAAGAUUCAAGCAUGUAGCUUGAGCGAUGGGUUUAUAGUUGUAGCAGACCAAUCAGUGAUACUGCUCGACAGUAUUUGUAAAUCACUUCAGCUGCAUCUUAUAUUUGAUACUGAAGUGGAUGUAGUUGGCCUGUGUCAUGAAGGGAAGUUUCUUUUAGUUGGGGAGAGAAAUGGCAACUUGCAUCUUAUUCAUGUAACAUCAAAGCAGACAUUACUCACCAAUGCAUUUGUUGAGAAAACUAAUGAUGAAGAUCAGCCUACUUACCGAAAUCUUAUUAUUGAAAAAGAUGGCUUGAAGGAAGGUACCUAUUAUAUGUUGCUUCUUACAAACAACGGAUUUUUUUAUAUUACAAACCUUCAGCUUAUAAAAAUUCAGCAAGCGAUUGAGAAUGUAGAUUUGGAUACAGCCAAAAAAUUACAGGGACAGAUCAGUUCCAGUUUUAUUUCUACUGAAAAUUAUCAUACUCGUCGUUGUCUUAGUGUUGUGGCUGGAGAUUUAGCAAGUGAAACUCCUGUGAUAAUUGGGGGAACUGGUAAUUGUGUCUUCUCAAAAUGGGAACUAGACUCUUCCAAAAAAGAAAUGACAGCUAAGAACCUUAUUGAUGCAGAAAUUAUUAAAGGCGCAGUGAAGUUCCAGCUGAUUGACAAUCUACUUUUUGUUCUUGAUACUGAUAACGUGCUGAGUCUGUGGGAUAUUCACACUCUCACUCCCGUAUGGAGCUGGCCCUCUCUUCACAUAGACGAAUUCCUUCUUACCACUGAAGCAGAUUCGCCUUCGUCAGUCACCUGGAACAAAAAGGAUACCAUUUACCUUCUGGAAGGAAUUCACAAAAGUGAUCCAAAAUUCUCUGAAGACUCCAUCUCCGUGUUAGUGCUCAGGUAUCUCACAGAAGCUUUACCAGAAAACAGAUUGAGCCGGUUGCUUCACAAACAUAGAUUUGCAGAAGCUGAGAGCUUUGCCAUUCAGUUUGGACUAGAUGUUGAGCUUGUGUACAAGGUAAAAGCAAAUGAUAUACUGGAAAAACUAGCUUUGAGUUCUGCGGACACCAGUGAGCAGACCGGCUGGCAGCACCUUGUAGAGGAAGCAAAGGAAAAUCUGCAUAAAAUCCAGGAUGAUGAGUUUGUGGUGAAUUACUGCCUAGAGGCUCAGUGGAUAACCUACGAAACUACCCAGGAGAUGCUCAGCUACGCGAGAACCAGGCUUUUGAAGAAAGAAGAUAAAACCGCUCCCCUUUAUUCUGAUGGCUUGGUAGAGGUACUAAGGGCUCAUGCAAAGUUAACUACUUUUUAUGGAGCAUUUGGACCAGAAAAUUUCAGUGGGAGUGCGUGGAUUGAAUUCCUGAAUAAUGAAGAUGAUCUUAAAGAUAUUUUGCUACAGCUAAGAGAAGGGAACCUUGUUUGCGCGCAGUAUCUUUGGCUAAGAAAUCGGGCAAACUUUGAAAGCAAGUGUGAUGUGAAAAUGCUUGAGAACUUGCUGAACUCAAUUUCUAUGCCAGUCUCUUUGCAAAAUCUUUGUCCCUGGCUUAAAAACGAGGUGGUCCCAUUUGUGAGGAGGACUAUACCUGAAGGACAGAAAAUUCUUGCAAAAUGGUUGGAGCAAGCAGCCAGGAACCUUGAAUUAACCGAUAAGGCAAACUGGCCCGAAAAUGGACUUCAGCUGGCAGAGGUAUUUUUCACAGCAGAAAGAACAGAUGAAUUGGGAUUGACUUCCUCUUGGCACUGGAUAUCUUUGAAGGAUUACCAGAACACAGAGGAAGUGUGUCAGUUACAGGCUUUGGUGAACAACUUGAGGGAGCUGAUCACCCUGCAUAGGCAAUACAACUGCAGACUGGCCCUCUCUGACUUAGAGAAGGAUUUACUAAAGAGGUGUAGCUCAAAGUCCACGUCCCUCUUCGACACAGCUUGGGAGGCCAAGGCUAUGGCCGUUAUUGGAUGCUUGUCUGACACAGACCUCAUCUUUGAUGCAGUGCUGAAGAUCAUGUACAAGGCUGUGGUUCCCUGGAGCGCGGCCGUGGAGCAGCUGGUGAAGCAGCACCUGGAGAUGGACCACCCCAAAGUCAAGUUAUUACAGGAAAGUUACAAACUAAUGGAGAUGAAGAAACUCUUGAGAGGGUAUGGAAUAAGAGAAGUGAAUCUCUUAAACAAUGAAAUAAUGCGGGUGGUCAGGUACAUCCUCAAACAGGAUGUCCCGUCUUCAUUAGAGGACGCCCUGAAGGUGGCCCACGGGUAUCGGUUGUCUGAUGACGAAAUCUACAGUUUGAGAAUUAUUGACCUGAUUGAUAGAGAACAGCGCGAAGACUGCCUCCUGCUGCUGAGGUCUCUGCCUCCUGCUGCAGCAGAGAAAACUGCAGAAAGAGUCAUCAUCUGGGCACAACUGGCCUUGCACGAGGAGCCAGACUGCUCGGCAGAGGACCAGGCCUGGAGAAUCUCUGUGGCAAAGACAUCCGUGGACAUUCUUAAAAUACUGUGCGACGUUCACAAAGACAAUCUCCAGAAGAAGGAUGAGUAUGAAGAAACCCUGAAACGAUUUAAAAUGGUUGCUGGCCUGCAGGAGAACUUUGAGGUCUUUCUUUCCUUUGAUGAUUAUGGCGACAGUGCCCUCUUAGCUGAUCUUCAUGAACAGUACGUUAACACCCGCGAAGAUGCCCAGGAGAAGCCGGGCUUGAGCACCAGGUCCAAGCUGCACAGACAGGCCCUGGCCCUGCAGGUGUCUGCCCAGGAGCUGGAGGCAGAGCUGGCGUGGAGAGCCUUACGGAGCGAGAACAUUGGAGUGGCGCUGAACAGAUGCAGGGACUUGUUUAAGUAUCAUAGCAAUGCCGACACAGGGAGGUUCCUGUUUGUGAUGUGUCACAAGCUUUGUCAGAUGUUGGCUACUAAUGUCCUGGUGACAGCACCUGUGGGCCUCAAUCUUCCUUCUGAGAUACAUGACCUGGCGUGCCAGGCUGCCACCAUCUGCAGUCCAGAUUUUUUACUAGAUGCUUUGGAACUGUGUAAAUAUACUUUAAUAGCGGUGGAGCUUUCUCGACAAUGCCAAAUGGAUGACUGUGGAAUCCUAAUGAAAACUUCUUUCGGAACUCAUAAAGACCCAUACGAGGAGUGGUCUUACAGUGACUUCUUCAAUGAAGAUGGAAUUGUUCUUGAAUCACAGGUGGUACUACCAAUAAUUUACGAGUUGAUUUCAUCUCUUGUCCCUCUUGCAGGAAACAAAAGAUACCCCUUGGAUUCUACAAGUUUGCCCUACUGCUCCAUUAGUGAAGGAGACAACCUUAUUUUACCCAUUAUCCGUUCCAUUUCUGCUCUGCUUGAGAACCUUCAGGAAUCCAGCCAGUGGGAACUGGCCCUGAAAUUUGUGGUUGGUUCCUUUGGUACCUGUCUCCAGCACUCUAUGUCAAACUUCAUGAAUGCUAGUCUGAGUGAAAAGUUACUUGGAGAAACCACAUUAGUUAACUCAAGGCAUACUGUUAUGGACUUGAAAGAAAAAUCUGCAGUGUUCAUCAGGGGAAAUGUCACAACGCUGCUACACAAAGUAUUUAAUUGUCGCCUAGUGGAUCUUGACCUGGCUUUGGGUUACUGCACUCUCUUACCUCAAAAAGAUGUGUUCGAAAACCUCUGGAAUCUCAUAGAUAGAGCAUGGCAGAAUUAUGACAAAAUUCUGGCAAUAUCUUUGGUGGGUGCUCAGCUGGCCAGCCUCUAUCAAGAAGUCGAAAUAGGGCUUCAGUUCCAUGAACUGAGCACGGAUGCCAAGUGGGGUGUUCGUCUUGGUAAACUUGGGAUUUCUUUUCAACCAGUUUUCAGGCAACAUUUCCUCACCAAGAAAGACCUCAUUAAAACUCUUGUGGAGAAUGUAGAUAUGGACACAAGCCUCAUUCUGGAAUAUUGCAGUACCUUCCAGCUGGACUGCGAUGCGACGCUUCAGCUGUUCAUCGAAACGCUGCUCCACAGCACUGACACCAGCCCGAGCCCCGGGGAUGCAGACCCGGCGUCUGCAAAGCAGCAGCACUCCAAACUCUUGGCCAAAGUCAGCGACAUGGUUCCCUUACUGACGAGCACUAAAGAUUUGGUCAUCAGUCUUAGUGGAAUACUACGCAAGCUGGAUCCCUAUGACUAUGAAAUGAUUGAAGUUGUCCUGAAAGUUAUAGAAAGAGCUGAUGAAAAGAUAACUAAUAUUAAUAUUAAUCAGGCAUUGAGUCUUCUGAGACACCUGGAGUCGUACAGAAGGAUUUCCCCGCCAGUGGAUCUAGAAUAUCAGUAUAUGUUGGAGCACGUCGUCACCCUGCCGCCGGCGGCCCACACGAGACUGCCUUUCCACCUUAUCCUGUUUGGCACGGCACAGAACUUCUGGAAAAUUCUCUCUUCAGAACUCAGCGAGGAGUCCCUCCCAACCCUGCUCUUAAUCUCCAAGUUAAUGAAGUUCUCUCUAGAUACUCUCUACGUUUCUACAGCCAAACAUGUUUUUGAGAAAAGCCUAAAGCCCAAGCUCCUGAAGUUAAUACAAGCCAAGUCCUCGGUACUGAUGAACAAGGAGGUAGCCAGGGUCACGCAGACCAUCGAGUCCUACCUGCUGUCCAUCGUCAACCCGGAGUGGGCUGUGGCCAUUGCCAUCACUCUCGCCCAGGAAAUCCCCGAAGGCUCCUUCAAGAUGUCCAGCUUGAAGUUCUGCCUGUAUUUGGCUGAGAGGUGGCUGCAGAACAUCCCACCUCAGGAUGAGACACGAGAAAAGGCCCAGGCUUUGUUGAAGAAGCUUCACCUCCAGUUCCGGCGCUCGGGCACAGAGGCUGUGCUCAUAGCCCACAAGCUGAACACCGCAGAGUACCUGCGAGUGAUUGGAAAGCCAGCCCACCUCAUUGUCAGCCUCUACGAGCACCCCAGCAUCAACGAGAGGAUGCAGAAUGCCUCUGGCAGAGAUUAUCCUGACAUUCAUACAGCAGCUAAAGAAAUAGCUGAAGUUAAUGAAAUUAAUUUGGAAAAAAUCUGGGACAUGUUGCUGGAAAAAUGGCUGUGCCCUGAGCCAGCGCCUGGUGAGACCCUCUCUCAAAAAAACAAAAACCAAACCCAAAAUAAACGUAAUUCAAAUUGUUUUUUCCACAGAGUCGUUUAUCUCCUGCUGUCUCGCCCGAUGGAUUCUAGUUCAAGAAUGCUGUUUGUAUGUGCAACGUCAGCUACAAGCAGCCUGGGCAUGCGUCAGUUAACUUUUGCCCAUAAAACACGAGCUCUUCAGUGUCUUCUCUACUUGGCUGACAAGGAAACUGUAGAAUCUCUCUUCAAAAAACCCAUGGAAGAUGUAAAGUCUUAUUUGAAAUGUAUAACUUUUCUGGCCUCGUUUGAGACAUUGAAUAUCCCCAUCACCUAUGAGUUAUUCUGCCACAGUCCUAAAGAAGGAAUGAUUAAGGGCCUAUGGAAAAACCACAGCCAUGAGCCGAUGGCAGUCAGAUUGGUGGCAGAGCUCUGUUUAGAAUACAGAAUCUAUGACCUGCAGCUUUGGAAUGGACUCUUGCAAAAGCUUCUUGGCUUCAGCAUGAUUCCUUACCUAAGGAAAGUUUUAACAGCCAUCUCUAGGAUCCAUUCAUUAUGGCAGGUCCCCUGCUUCGGCAGAGCUUGGCAGCACGUGAUACAGAUGCCCCUCCUCUCAGCCUCUUAUCCCUUAAGGCCCAGUCAGUUAACAGAUUGCUGUAGGAGUCUCAUUGCUGUUCUAGAAUGUCCAGUUUCAGAUGACCUCGACAUGAUGGGAGUCGCGAGGCAGUACAUCCAGUUAGAGCUUCCAGCCUUUGCCUUAGCGUGUCUGAUGCUCAUGCCCCACUCCGAAAAGAGAAAGUAUCAAAUUCAGAAUUUUCUGGACUCAUGCAAUCCUCAGAUCAUUUUACAGCAAUUAGAAGAACAUAUGAAUUCUGGACAGUUAGCAGGAUUUGCACAUCAAAUUAGAAGCCUGAUUCUGAAUAAUAUCAUAAAAAAGAAGGAAUUUGGGAUUUUGGCAAAGACAAAAUACUUUGAAGUGCUAAAAUUGCACAUGAUGAAUACCGACAGCAUCACUGCGCUAGUCAACUAUUUGGCCAGUGACUUAAGCGUGGACGCAGCGUCGGCCGUGGUCAGUGAGUAUGCAAAGCGUUGCGGCAAGCUCGUACCCCCGGAUGCAGCCCCUGGUGAAAUCCUGAAGAUGUUCCUUAAUGGAUUAUAGUAAAUCAUCAAUCCUUUU